AUGCCGCAACUGCUGGGGUUGGCAUGGCAUGUUGCGGAUGUACAAAGCGCCAGAGGGUCUAAUCCUCGUCAGCCCAAGUGGUCACCGUGGGAAUUUCCUCGCGAGAAGCUCAAGUUGCUCAAUGUCAUCGGCGAAGGGCACUUUGGACAGAACCCCUUCCACGUAUUUUACGAGGAUUGUGAAUUAUCUUGGAGUGACUCGCCAAAGAUUUCGAGCACUGGGAACAUUCCCACGAUGCAAAUUUCUAGCCUGGAGGGGGUGUGGAAGGCCGAAGCCGACGGGAUUUGCGGCUUCGAGGAGAUCUGCACGGUGGCUGUGAAAACCGUUAAGCCCGGCUGCGCAACGGAGCGCGAGAAGCGUGACUUGUUGCGGGAACUCAAGCUCAUGGAGCAGCUGAGUCCGCACCCCAACAUCGUCGCCCUCAUCGGCUGCUGUUCCCAAUAUGAGCCAUAUUAUUUGAUCAUGGAGUACGUGGUUCACGGGAAGCUGUUGACGUAUCUCCGCGACGCGCGGAAAAAGCAGUCGUACUACAACUUGGGGAAGGACACUUGGUCGUCGAUCCCAGAUGGGCACCAGGGAUUCGGGCCGGGUGUUCCUCGUGGUUGGUCGGAUCAGCUAAUCCACUCGGAAUCCGGGAGCUGGUCCGACAUUCAAAUCCCGGCUGAAGACCGAGGCGAGGUUUUGUCUUCCCGGGACUUGACCCGGUUCGCCUACCAAAUCUCCCGUGGAAUGGAGUACCUUUCGUCCAAGGGUAUAAUCCACCGGGAUUUGGCAGCCAGAAAUGUGUUGGUAGACCGGAACAAGGUGUGCAAAAUCGCCGAUUUCGGGCUCUCUCGACACGUGAGCUCGGGCGACUCGGAAUUUUACGAGCAGAAAACUCGGGUGAGCAAUGUCUUCUUACUCACGUAUGAAAUAUUAUUCCUGUCAAAAUUUCGUGUGUGGUCGAGAGGAGCGUUGCCGAUUCGUUGGAUGGCGCCAGAGUCGUUGUACGUGUCGAUCUUCACCACGAAGUCCGACGUCUGGAGCUUCGGUGUCGUUCUCUGGGAAAUCGUCACUUUAGGCUCCACGCCGUAUCCCGGGAUGUCUGCCCGCGAGGUGAUGCGACGAGUCCGCGAGGGCUACCGACUCGAGCGACCCAAGCACUGCAAGUCCGAGCUGUACAGAAUCAUCACCCGGUGCUGGCUCCACGAUCCCACCAAGAGGCCCGAAUUCACCGAGUUGUGCGACGAGUUGGCCAACCUCUUGGAGUCUCACACGGGCUACGUGGACCUGGAGAACUUCCCCUGCGACGAGUAUUACGACCUGCACGACGACGCGAGAUCCACUGGAGAAAAGAUUUGACGGAAGACGGAUCCCGAUUUUCCCUGCUC
Notodromas monacha is the source of this 1370-nucleotide messenger RNA. NCBI's taxonomy places the organism in Eukaryota, Metazoa, Arthropoda, Ostracoda, Podocopida, Cyprididae. The record is from the annotation of a GenBank genome assembly.